AUGAUAACAAACACUCACCUGCCCUCCAGGCUUCUUCUUCUGCUCCAAUUUUUAUUUUUCCAGAUUUUGCUUUAUUUUGGCGGGUUCAGCCAAUCAACAGGGCAGAGCAGCUCGUCGCCACGACUCGUCAGGCGACAACGCCGUCGCCACCGGAAACCCAAAACACAGCAACGGAUGGAGAGGUCUGUGUCUCUCAGCAGUGUCACUGACUCCACCAUGUCUCUCAACGUGAUCACAGUAACUCUGAACACAGAGAGGUAUAACUUCCUGGGUAUCAGUAUCGUUGGUCAGAGUAAUGACCGAGGAGACGGAGGGAUUUAUAUCGGCUCCAUCAUGAAGGGAGGAGCUGUAGCCGCAGACACUCGCAUAGAGCCGGGAGACAUGCUACUACAGGUGAACGACAUCAACUUUGAGAACAUGAGUAACGACGACGCUGUCCGAGUCCUGAGAGAAAUCGUCCACAAACCAGGUCCGGUGACGUUAACGGUGGCAAAGUGUUGGGAUCCAAACCCCCGAGGCUGCUUCACGCUGCCGAGGAGCGAGCCGGUCCGUCCGAUCGACCCGGCUGCCUGGGUGUCCCACACCGCGGCCAUGACAGGCCGGCUCCCCCCCCACUACGACCUGCAGGAAGAAACCCAUCUCACCAUCCACAGCGACAUGACGGCUGUCGUCAAGGGGAUGGCCAAUCAGGAGUCGGGCCUCGAGGUUCGGGACCGCAUGUGGCUGAAGAUCACCAUCCCCAACGCCUUCAUUGGUUCUGAUGUGGUGGACUGGCUCCACCGUAACGUGGAGGGUUUCACCGACCGCCGGGAAGCUCGCAAGUACGCAGGAAACCUGCUGAAGGCCGGCUACAUCCGCCACACGGUCAACAAGGUCACCUUCUCUGAACAGUGCUACUACGUGUUCGGAGACCUCUGUGGAGAUCUAGGCGUGAUGACUCUGCAGGAUCUGGAAGAAGACUCCAGUCCACUGGGUCCGUCCCGGGCCCCCAGAGGACCCCCGCUGUCCCCCGGACCCCCAGAGGCCCCCCCUUCCCCCUACCUCCACACGGCUGGGGAAACAGGAAGCCAGCACAGCGAAGGAAGUGGCAGCAGCGGAUCAAACUGCAGCGAUGCUCAGAAGGCCGGAGGACGAGGGAGCCAAUCACAGCGCACCAAACAGGAACAGGAAGUGGUUGCGUCACCGGACAAACAGCCUGAGCCUCCUUCCCCUCCCCCCGCCUCCUUCCCUGGUCUCCAUGGUAACACAGACUCAAAGGAGGAGCUUCCCGCCGGGCGCCAGUCCUUCCGCCUCGCCGUGGGAAACCCCGGAGACUUCUUUGUGGACGUCAUGUGACCCUGUGAUGAUGUCACACCCUGUCAGGUGACGGAGGAACACAGACUGUAAGAAUAGGGACAAAGUCUGGGUGAUGGUCUGCUGAAACCUCUCCUGGUAUUUUAGGGAUUAGUGUCUAACUCGGCUACAUUACAGCGUGAUGUCUGAAACAGGACAGUCUAAUGUUUCUCUGUUUUAUGUCUCUUUCCCUCAGAAAUGGAUCCUAGAGGAAACUCUAGAAAGGCUUGAACAGCUGGAACUUCCCCUCUUUUAGCGAUUAGCUUAGCACAACAACAUGUCAUCCUCCCCAGCUCCAACCCCUCGUUAAAAACAGCCACAUCUGGCUCUAGAAACGGUUCCUCAAGUUCAGUAUAGUCACAGUCUCGGGUCCAGACCGCAUCCACCAGUUAGGAUCCAGAGCAGAUUCUGGUUCUGGUUUUAACUUGUGUGUUGUCUUCCCGUCAACGUUUUGUUUUUCUGGGUCAAAAUUUAAAAUUACAACUUCUUUGUUUUGGCAUCCGUGCAGUUUAGUGUCCCAAAUUCCACUAGGGCCAUGCCGAGACCCGCUCUACGAGGCAGCUCGACUGGUCCAGUUCAGUUUUAUUCAUAUAGCACGUUUAAAAACAACCAUAGUUGACCAAAGUACUUAACAAGCUCCAAAAAUCAAAGAGAUAACAUCCACAAACAAUACACACUAUAUAAUACAAAAUAAACAACAGUAGAAAAAGGUCAAGAUAUCAAAGCUCAACUUGAAUUGGGGUUAGGGUUACGGAUACGGGGAAUCUGGGACAUUAAACUUCACGUAUAACUUAUUUUUCCCAACGUUUUCAUUGUCUUUUUCAACACUUUUUUCCUGACGUUUUCGUCACUUAUUUUUAAAGGUUUUUCUCACAACAUUUUUGUAA
Messenger RNA from Perca fluviatilis (European perch), 2219 nucleotides. RefSeq names its product segment polarity protein dishevelled homolog DVL-3-like. Gene Ontology annotation, biological process: intracellular signal transduction; canonical Wnt signaling pathway. NCBI's taxonomy places the organism in Eukaryota, Metazoa, Chordata, Actinopteri, Perciformes, Percidae. The record is from RefSeq and is a predicted model, not a curated record. Bases 1 to 1335 code for a protein of 444 amino acids. Gene Ontology annotation, cellular component: cytosol. Gene Ontology annotation, molecular function: frizzled binding. The transcript has 13 exons.